This is a messenger RNA of Mesorhabditis spiculigera, 507 nucleotides long. NCBI's taxonomy places the organism in Eukaryota, Metazoa, Nematoda, Chromadorea, Rhabditida, Rhabditidae. The record is from the annotation of a GenBank genome assembly.
AUGUCUGGAUUUAAGGCGCUUGAUUCCCAGUUUCCAAAGGGCCAUAUUGAAUAUAUGGACAGUGUGGACAGGAUUGUAAAGUCCACCAAGACGACGACAACCACCGAGACGACGGAGACGAUCCAUUUUCGUGUGCCAAAGCCCAUUCUACGCUCUGGCUCCCCUCCAAAAACUCAGCGAAAAUUGGCGAUAACGACCGAGACGCAUCAUCGCCGAGUUCCGAAUGGCGCGUGUGAACAGUCUGAGAUGGCCAAGCUGAUGCGCGAGUACGAGCAACUCGAGGUGGACAUUGAUUCGCUGACUUUGGAGAAGGAUUUGCUGGGGACUGGCUUAGCCGUUGAAAGCAUCCGUUGCGGGCAGCAGGAAAUUGCGAAAAAAGGCUCGUCCCCUCGGAAAGAGGCGAAGGUGAAUUUUAAUCUACCGUUAGUAGAACAGCGUGCCGGGACCUCGAAAAUCAUCCCAGAAGAACGUCUUCAGGCCCAAAUGUUGGGAAUCACCCAGAAAAAG